Messenger RNA from Aspergillus terreus NIH2624, 1083 nucleotides. RefSeq names its product 2,4,5-trihydroxytoluene oxygenase. Lineage: Eukaryota; Fungi; Ascomycota; Eurotiomycetes; Eurotiales; Aspergillaceae. Gene Ontology annotation, biological process: L-methylmalonyl-CoA metabolic process. Gene Ontology annotation, molecular function: methylmalonyl-CoA epimerase activity. The transcript has a single exon. Gene Ontology annotation, cellular component: mitochondrion. The record is from RefSeq and is a predicted model, not a curated record. Bases 1 to 1083 code for a protein of 360 amino acids.
AUGUCUCUUUGGAUGCUCGACGUGCUGGCUCUUUUGCCCCAAAGCUGGCAAAACUGGAUCCUCCCCCCAUCUAGCAUUCCGACUGUUCAAAAUGACCCGUCAAAGGUCCAACUAAGCCGCAUCGCGCAUGUCUACUUCGACCAUCAUGACCUAGACGCCUUCGCCAGGUUUGCCAAAGAUUUCGGAUUCGUCGAGGCAGAACGCAGGGGCACGACCAUCUACUACCGCGGCUAUAGCAGAGACCCUUAUAUUUACGUCGCCUCGCAAAGCGGCACAUCCAAGUCCCGGUUCAAGGGCGCGGCCUUCCUCGCAAAAGACCAGGAAAACUUCAACAAGGCCGCGAAGCUACCAGGCGCCAUCCGCAAGACACUCGAUGACGCCCCGGGCGGCGGCGAGAUGAUCACCUUUGCGCGUCCCAACGGGACCUUUCUGCAUGUGGUGUACGGCCAGGCCGAGCGCGAGAUCGACGGCGAGAAAGAACCACCGACGGCAACGCACGAGUCUCAGGGACCGUUCAAUUACCCCUUUGAAAAGCCUCGCAAGGGCCAGUUUCAGCGAUACCGCGACGGCCCGGCCCUGGUUCACAAGCUGGGACACUACGGCUACGUGUGCAAGGAGUUCCAGACCGAGCUGGAGUUCUAUACGGGCAACUUCAACUUCGUUCAUUCCGAUAUCUUGUAUCUGCCCCAGCUCCCGGAUCGGGACGUCAUGACGUUCAUGCAUCUCGAUCUCGGCGAGGAGUAUACCGACCACCAUACGUUAUUCCUGCAGCGUGCUCCACCCACGGUUCGCGAGACAUAUGUCCAUCAUACUUCGUUCGAGGUGGCAGAUUUCGAUACACAGCUGAUGGGCCACCACCAUCUUGCUAAAAACGGGUGGAAGAGCGUGUGGGGUGUUGGGCGGCAUAUCUUGGGGAGUCAAAUCUUUGAUUAUUGGUAUGACAGUUCCAAGUUCAAGAUUGAACAUUAUGCCGAUGGGGAUGUGGUGAAUCAAGAUAAUCCAACGAGGAGAGAAGCUGUUGGACCGCUGUCUGUUUGGGGUCCGGAGCUGCCGAAGGACUUUGGAGACAACAAAGCAACAUGA